AUGGUCGGAGACUAUGGCACCAUGUCUCACCUUACGAAUCAGAUUAUAGGUCAGAAGGGUAUGUCAUAUGCAGGUGAUGUUCUACAAAUGAAAAGUGAAGCAAAGGGUGCUGCUGUUGGUGAAGGGACCAGUACGGAAUCAGUUCAGGCUACUUAUGCCUUGGUGAAACAGUUGAGUGACCAGAAUCAGAUGAUGCAGGAUAUGCUGAAUAGUGUUACUCAACUUUGUACUACUCUUCACGAAUCCUACAGGAGAGUUGAGGUUCGCCUUGACAGAGCUGGUAUUCAGGGUAGAGAGGAUUCCGAGGCCAAGGAAGAGUCAUCCCAUGCUGCUGGUGAUGAAUAUGAUGAUGAACUGGUUUCCAAGGAGAAAGAAGAAGAGGAGGAGGAAGAUCAAGCAGGAGAGGAGGAGGAAGAAAAUGCAGACGAUGCUUCAGAGAAUCUUGAGGAGGAAGAAGAUGAUGGGACUGAAAAGGACUCUGGCGCUGAUUGA
This is a messenger RNA of Beta vulgaris subsp. vulgaris (sugar beet), 492 nucleotides long. RefSeq lists its product as uncharacterized. Bases 1 to 492 code for a protein of 163 amino acids. The record is from RefSeq and is a predicted model, not a curated record. Lineage: Eukaryota; Viridiplantae; Streptophyta; Magnoliopsida; Caryophyllales; Amaranthaceae. The transcript has a single exon.